GCCGACGUUGACCCACCUGUUUCUUAAUUACAGAUAAGAAGACUCCGACGGCGGCUUUAUUAUGUUUUUUUUUUCCUUUUCCCUAAAUAUUCACAUUGCUCCUCCCACCGGUAAAACUCUACACUACACAGAAUGUGGUGGCGGCGACGGCAAGGGUCAGCUCCAGCUCCAGCUCCUCUCCUUCUUCUUCUCAUAAUAAUCAUCACAACUCAUCUCCACCGUUCCUCUUCCGCAAUUGAUUUCCUCUACAAUUCAUUCAGCUCUACAACCAACAAAACCGACGUGAUCCUCAUCAAAGACUCCAAAAUAGACUCAAACGUGAUCAGUCUCAUCAACGAAUCCGAUCCAUUAUCUUUCGGACGCGUUUUUUACCCGCGAAAGCUCUCAAUCAUACCCGACCCAACUCAAAACCCGACCCGGCUCUCAUCUUUCUCAACUUCCUUUAUCUUCUCCAUCCUCCCUGACAUAUCAACAAGCCCUGGCUUUGGCCUCUGCUUCGUCCUCUCAAACUCCACAUCUCCACCAAACGCAAUCUCCAGCCAAUACUUCGGUCUCUUCACCAACACCACCGUCCGAUUCAACGCCCCUCUCCUCGCCGUCGAGUUCGACACCGGUCGUAACUCUGAAGUCAACGAUAUCGACGAUAACCACAUCGGAAUCGACCUCAACAACAUCGAAUCCACCAAAUCUGUAACCGCUGGGUACUACGAUUCUGUUAACGGCAGCUUCGUUCGCUUCAAUAUGCGUAACGGAAACAACGUUCGAGCUUGGAUCGAUUUCGAUGGACCUAACUUCGAGAUCAACGUCUCCGUCGCUCCCGUCGGCGUGGUUAGACCUCGCCGGCCGACGCUUAGUUUCCGUGAUCCGGUUAUCGCUAAUUACGUCUCGGCGGAUAUGUAUGUUGGCUUCUCCGCUUCGAAAACGAAUUGGGUUGAAGCUCGGAGGAUACUAGCUUGGAGCUUGAGUGAUACUGGAGCUCUUAAAGAUAUCAACACUACGGACUUACCUGUUUUCUUGCUGAGAUCUUCGUCGUCUUCUCUUUCCACCGGAGCAAUCGCCGGGAUCGUAAUCGGUUGUGUUGCCUUCUUAGGUCUAAUCGGAUUUGGGGCUUUUUUGAUUUGGAAGAAGCUAAUAAAAGAAGAGGAAGAAGAAGAGAUUGAGGAGUGGGAGUUGGAGUUUUGGCCUCACCGUUUCAGUUACGAAGAGCUCGCUGACGCUACUGACGUUUUCUCCAACGAUCGUCUUCUUGGAUCUGGUGGUUUUGGUAAAGUUUACAGAGGAGUUUUGCCUAACAAUAAUAAUGAGAUCGCUGUUAAGUGCGUGAACCACGAUUCGAAGCAAGGUUUGAGAGAGUUCAUGGCGGAGAUCUCGAGUAUGGGUAGGCUACAGCAUAAGAAUCUUGUUCAGUUGAGAGGAUGGUGUCGUCGUAAAAACGAGCUGAUGCUUGUCUACGAUUACAUGCCGAACGGGAGUCUUAACCAGUGGAUCUUUGAUAAUCCGAAAGAGCCAAUGCCGUGGGGGAGAAGGCGUCAGGUGAUUAACGAUGUUGCUGAAGGGCUUAACUAUCUUCACCAUGGAUGGGACCAAGUGGUGAUUCACAGAGAUAUUAAAUCAAGUAACAUACUUUUGGAUUCUGAGAUGCGUGGGAGGUUAGGGGACUUUGGUUUAGCCAAGUUGUAUGAGCAUGGUGGGGCUCCAAACACCACUCGCGUGGUGGGUACGUUAGGGUAUUUGGCGCCAGAGCUUGCGUCUGCGUCUGCGCCUACGGAGGGGAGUGAUGUGUAUAGUUACGGUGUGGUUGUGUUGGAGGUUGUUUGUGGGAGGAGGCCGAUAGAGUACGCGGAGGAAGAAGAUAUGGUGCUUGUGGAUUGGGUUAGGGAUUUGUACGGUGGAGGAAGAUUGGUUGAGGCAGCGGACGAGAGGGUGAGGAGUGAGUGUGAGACGAUGGAGGAAGUUGAAUUGUUGCUCAAGUUAGGUUUGGCUUGUUGUCACCCUGAUCCAGCCAAGCGGCCGAAUAUGAGAGAGAUCGUUUCACUCUUGCUAGGUUCGCCACAGGAGGAUUUGUUGACUGGACUUACGCCGGCCGCCGCUGCCGUAGACUCAUGAGUCUGCACACGCCUGAGUUGAUUUUUGCUUUGUCUUUGUCUUGUAAGGAAUAGUAAAGUUGAAACUGAUACAUAUGAUGGACUAAGAGGCCCGUUGAUACAACAGCUUAUUCAGAUGCAAUCAUGCAAGGAAAUUAGGAGACAUAUUUUUGUACAAUUGUUUUGUUUUUCCUCUAUACGGAUGUAAGUAACUCUGAUUAGUCAAGUGUUUAAAUUAUCUACAAUUCAGACACUUACUAUGGCAAAAUGAUAAAAAAAGUAAAAGUUUUUUUUUAUACGAGUGAGCCAAUAAUUACAAGCAGUAUCUUCUUCA
Messenger RNA from Camelina sativa (false flax), 2418 nucleotides. Its product is annotated as L-type lectin-domain containing receptor kinase S.1. Gene Ontology annotation, biological process: protein phosphorylation. The record is from RefSeq and is a predicted model, not a curated record. NCBI's taxonomy places the organism in Eukaryota, Viridiplantae, Streptophyta, Magnoliopsida, Brassicales, Brassicaceae. Gene Ontology annotation, molecular function: carbohydrate binding; protein kinase activity; ATP binding.